AUGACUCUUUUUGAUGGCAUCUACCCCUUCUACCCGCAGCAGAGGAAGGCCUUUGUGUUUGACAUCAGCACCAUCAUAGGGAUUGUGGUCUUCCUAGCUUUUGCUUGCAGCUUCCUGCUCAUAAUCCCAGGCAUCCGUGGACGAGCGAGAAUGUACUGGACUCUCCGGGUUCUCCUCAGCCUCUUCAUAGGAGCAGUGAUUGUCAUUGUCCAGUUCACAGGGGACUGGGAGACAGGCUGGGUGAAGGCAAACACCUCCUACAAGUCCUUCAGCAGCGCCCUGGUGAAUGUGGACAUUGGGCUCCACGUUGGCCUGGCAGGAGUGAACAUCACACUGGUGGGAAACCCAGUGCAUCAGGUCAACGAGACCAUUGACUACAAUGAGCAUUUUUCCUGGACCUUUGAUGCAGACUAUGACCACAGCUACAGCGAGGGGCUGGAGCGGGGGCUGCCCAGCCCCAUCCUCUACGUUGCAGAGAAGUUCACCAUGCAUAGCCCCUGCAGCAUGCACAGGCAGUACCGCAUCUCUGGCCACUACGCAUCGGCCACUCUCUGGGUGGCCUUUUGCACUUGGCUCAUCUCCAACAUGCUCUUCUCCAUGCCUGCCUUGGUCUAUGGAGGCUACAUGCUCCUGGUCACAGGGGCUUUUGUGAUCUUUUCUUUGCUCUCCUUCUCCACUGUGAGGAACUCCCCGAUGUGCCUGAUCCAGUUUGGGACCUCAACCCUGCGCACAAGCUAUGGGGGAUCUUUCUGGCUCACACUAGCAAUUGGCUUGCUCUGUUUUGUGAUUGGGAUCACUGUUGUGGCACUGCACCACUUCAACUUGGACCUACUGAAAACUUUCUUUGACUUCCAUGAGAACAAUGCAGAGGAGUGCCAGGAAAUGACUGAAGUGUACAUCAAUGUGAACAAAGCACUGUCUCUUUCUCAGCCCUCCGAACUCAACCCCAACAGCAUCUAG
This is a messenger RNA of Colius striatus (speckled mousebird), 960 nucleotides long. RefSeq names its product dual oxidase maturation factor 2 (gene DUOXA2). Bases 1 to 960 code for a protein of 319 amino acids. Lineage: Eukaryota; Metazoa; Chordata; Aves; Coliiformes; Coliidae. Gene Ontology annotation, cellular component: endoplasmic reticulum membrane. The record is from RefSeq and is a predicted model, not a curated record. The transcript has 6 exons. Gene Ontology annotation, biological process: protein transport.